AUGUUUCGACUUUUAAGCUCUGGUGUUAGGCUAUGGAAAGAUGAAAAGUCCAAGCAGUUGCUCCUGGAUCUUGGUGUCUCGUUGCAGCAGGGGAAUAUCCGGUCUGAGGCCCCUAAGAAGAAUGAUGAUGCAAAGUCUACCAAGUCAAAAGAUGAUAAGGUUAAUCAAAGUCAAGAUCUGAGUCAGAGUCAAAAUUUGAAUCAAAAUCUGAAACCAUCUAUUAAGAAGACCGGCCCAGAUAAGGAACAAAUUCUACUCAACGAAAGAGAGAACCACAUGAAAAAUGUUAAGGAGUUGUAUGAUUCCAUUAGUCAUAUGUCCAAUAAUGACUUUAUAAUCCAGCAUAAUUUUGACAAUAGUCCAGUUUUCAACUCGUUUGACUCGGAACAUUUCUUAGAUCGAAAAAGGUUAUUGAAGUCAAUACCAGAUGAAAUAGACAUAUUUAACACACCUAUGGACACAAUAGAAAGAACCUACAAGAGUUUGGCCCAGUUAGAUGAUGAUAAAAGUUUACAUGUGAAAUAUUAUAAGAGAUAUUUAAAGAAAUAUGAUGAUCAAAUUUUGAAUUUACAUCAAGAUUUCAAUGGUAUAACCACCAAAUUUAAGAUGUUGAGAAGAAACGAAUUAAUACGGUUGAAUUUAUCUAGAGACGCAUUCAUGUUUAAAGAGAACUUUUUUAAGCAUGAUUACAAUGUUGUUGGCUUUGACAGAUCUAUAUCUGGAAUGCCGUUAUACCAAGAUCGGAAUAAGGUGGCUAAGGAUGCUUAUCCUACUGAAUUCAUAGAGGAUCUUCAAAGUGGGACCACGAAGAUUCAAGUGCAUAAGAGAGAUUUGGAUUUUCUUGAGUUAGAUGAGCUGACUGCUAAUAUUGACCCAAAGCGAAUGAAAGAGUAUGGUAGUGGGAUCACAAUGCAUAGUUCCAACUCAGGAGGCUCCAGUAAGCAAUUCAAUCUUGAUAAUACCUCCAAUAGUAUGGGAGAAUUUGAUGAAGUAUUCAACAAUAUUAUGCAAGAUAACGAGAAACAAGUACCCAAGAAUGCUAUUUCCUUGAAGUCAAUUAAAGAUUAUAGAGUAUUGGAUUUUAGAACCGAUAUUCUGUUAAGAAUUGAAAAUGAAAUAACCUUUUUAAGAAAGUCCCUACAAAAUGAAAUUGAAUUAUUUAUGAAAGCAAAUAACCAAGGAAGUCCAAGGUUACUUUUAUAUGGACAUCAAGAUUUAUUAACCAAUCAAUAUAAGCUCUGUGAAUACAGUUCAUCGAGAGCUCAACGGAAUUCUAUUUUAAUUAUCAAUUAUUCGUUUAAAGAUUUUGGAUUGUUACCCAACUACACUUACUUGAUCAACUCAAUCAAAAGGAGACAUAAUUUGAAGAGACAUUUAUUCAAGUUAUUCUUGAUUAAUGUGGAAGAUCAGGUUGACACUUUAAUUCGAAUCAAGUAUAUUCGAGAUCGAGAUAUGCGGAAAUUCAUGAAGACACUUUCAAGGAAUAUUAACCAAAUCAUCAAGUUUAAGUUGAUGAAGUUAUUUGAGACAUUUAAGCCUUCAAGACUCAAUCCGUUACAUAACUAUGGUGGGAAAAUGAUAUAUGAUGCAUAUAUUUUCAAGCCUUAUAAGAAUAAUUCAUUUAAAAGAAUUUAUUGGGUUAAACAUUCAAUUCGUCGCUCAAAUGAUCUCAAUAAGAAGUCAAACUUGAUUGUUAAUUGGAAGAGUUUGGAUUCUAUAUCUGAUAGGUGA
This is a messenger RNA of Lizanozyma spartinae, 1731 nucleotides long. RefSeq lists its product as uncharacterized. Lineage: Eukaryota; Fungi; Ascomycota; Pichiomycetes; Serinales; Debaryomycetaceae. The record is from RefSeq and is a predicted model, not a curated record. The transcript is spliced from 2 exons. Bases 1 to 1731 code for a protein of 576 amino acids.